This is a messenger RNA of Pieris macdunnoughi, 2595 nucleotides long. The record is from the annotation of a GenBank genome assembly. NCBI's taxonomy places the organism in Eukaryota, Metazoa, Arthropoda, Insecta, Lepidoptera, Pieridae.
AUGUUGAAGAAUUAUAUUCGACUUUGUAACACGCAUGGGUUUCAUUUUAAAGGUUUCGUCAGAAACAGAAGCAGCCUCGGCCUUUGGGAUAGUAAUAUUUCUUCUGAAAUAAAAUUGAAGAUCGAAAGUCACUGGUCCGAUAUAGUCUUAAAAAAUGAAGAAAAGGAGUUGGAAAAUAAUAUGUACAUUCUUCCCAUGUUCCCUUACCCCUCUGGAAAUUUACAUAUGGGUCAUGUAAGAGUGUAUUCUAUAUCAGACACCAUAGCAAGAUUUUAUAAACUGAAUGGAUAUAAUGUUAUUCAUCCUAUUGGAUGGGAUGCAUUUGGCCUUCCUGCAGAAAAUGCAGCUAUUGAACGUGGUAUUCCAUCUGAAGUUUGGACAAAGUCUAACAUAGAUUCCAUGAAAAAACAAUUGAUUGAUCUUGGGUAUAACUUUGACUGGAGUAAAGAAAUUUCAACAUGUGAUCCAAGUUAUUAUAAAUGGACUCAAUAUAUAUUCUUAAAGUUGUUUGAGAAUGGUUUAGCAUAUCGCAGUAAGGCAAAUGUUAAUUGGGAUCCACUGGACAAGACUGUUUUAGCAGAUGAACAAGUUGAUGAAAAUGGCUGUUCUUGGAGAUCUGGUGCAAAGGUGGAAAAAAAGAUUCUUACCCAAUGGUUUAUUAAAACAACACAGUAUGCUCAAGAUUUAUACAAUGGUCUAGAUAAAAAUUAUUUAGAAAACUGGAAUGAUAUUAUAAAUUUGCAAAAACACUGGAUUGGUGAGUGUAAUGGUGCAGUAGUCACUUUUCAGGUUGAAGUAAAUGGAGAAAAGAGACCUUUAGACAUAUGGUGUUCAGAUCCAUACAAAUACUUACAUGCUCAGUAUAUUACAGUAAAAAAAAAUCAUGUUAUUUUACAAGACCUUACUUUGGUUGAAAAAGAAAAUUUACUGUGCUACAAUCCAAUAACAAAUAAAGAAAUUAAAAUUUAUGUCUGUGAUAGUAUACUUUAUCCAGAGGAAAAGGAAGUAUAUUUAGCUUGUCCAGCGAUUGAUUCUGAAGAUAGAAAAAUAUCAGAAGCGCUAAAUAUUCCUUUAGAACAAGUAAAAAGUAUAAAUAUUGACUAUGAAAAUAUAAAAGCAAUAGAGAUAGCAAAAAGUAAAAAAUGUGGUGGUUAUUUUGUCAGUUCUAAACUGAAAGACUGGUUAAUAUCAAGACAAAGAUAUUGGGGGACACCAAUACCUAUUAUACAUUGUAGUAAAUGUGGUACUGUACCAGUUCCAUAUGAACAACUACCAGUAAAGUUACCCCAAAAUUGCUCUAAUGUAAAGAAUAUAUUCACAUUGUCUAAAUUUAAUGCUUGGGUCAAUUGUCGAUGCCCAAAGUGUAAUGGAAAUGCACAUAGAGAAACAGACACCAUGGACACAUUUGUUGAUUCAUCAUGGUAUUACUAUCGAUUUUUAGACUCAUCAAAUGAGAAUGUACCAUUUGAAAAACAGAAAUUGAUUGGUAAAUUGCCUGUUCACUGCUAUAUUGGUGGCAAAGAACAUGCAGUACUGCAUUUAUAUUACGCUAGAUUCAUGAGUUAUUUUCUGAACUUCCUUGGAUGGACACCUUCAAAAGAACCCUUUAAAAAACUGCUAGUCCAAGGCAUGGUGAUGGGUCAAUCAUAUAAAGUCAGGUCGUCAGGAAAGUAUAUUCCGAAAGAAAAUGUAGAAAAAGUUGGUAAAACAUAUAUAGAAAAAGGUUCAGGUGAAGCUAUUUCAGUACAAUGGGAAAAAAUGAGUAAAUCUAAACAUAAUGGUGAAAAUCCCAUGAGAUUAUUAACAACAUAUGGAUGUGAUACAACACGACUUCUGGUCAUAGCUGAUGUACCACCUGGUACAACAAGACAUUGGUCUGAUGCAACAUUACCAGGAGUUUUAAAUUGGCAACACCGGCUUUGGAUAACAUUGCGGGAAUUUCUGACUCAUCGAAAUAAUCGUGAUUUAUUUAAAAUCAGUAACCUGCAACCCGAGAAAUUUCAGGAAAUUGAGGGAAAAUUGCGAGAGUCAAGAAAUUUUUUUAUUGCAACAACAACAUACCAUUUUAAAUACACACAGAAAUUAAGUGUUGGAAUCUCUCAAUUACAAAGCUUAACAAAUACUUUAAGGAACAAUGUCCCAGCUGAGGUUAUAGCAAAAAGCAAAGAAUUUGAGUUAGCACUGGCUAGCUUAAUAAUAAUGCUUUCCCCAGUAACACCACACUUUUGUUCAGAACUUUGGGCUGGCCUAAUGUCUGCUCCCAAUAGAAUUGGAUCUAAAACGCAAUUUUCGUGGAAUGCACAUGUUUUAAAACAGAAGUGGCCCAUUGUUGACAGCGACUUUCCAUUAUCUUUCCAAUGUAAAGUUGAUGGGGUACAUAGGUGUGAUCUGAAAAUUCCAGCCUAUGAGUUGCCUCGUCUCACAGAACAACAAGCUUUAGAAAUUAUGUCUAAAGAACAAGUAAUUGCAAAGAGAUUGAGAAGGGGUAUUCUAAAAACUAAAUUUGAAUUAUAUCCCGAUUGCCGAGCAAUAUUGAAUAUUUUUACUAAACAAAAUAUAUCUAAACAAACAAAACAACUUGAGAUUCAAGUUUGA